Molecule: messenger RNA, 1445 nt
Organism: Zea mays
Lineage: Eukaryota; Viridiplantae; Streptophyta; Magnoliopsida; Poales; Poaceae
Product: aspartic proteinase nepenthesin-1
Exons: 1
Coding region: 33-1412 (459 amino acids)
Cellular component (GO): extracellular region
Source: RefSeq, a predicted model, not a curated record
GAUCAGUAAUUUACUCGAGCUGUCGGUCAUCCAUGAUCACGCUCAUCAGAUGCAUGGGUGCAUUGCAAGUCCUAACGACGACCUUACUUUUACUAGUUGGCUCACGGCACAGCUCGGCGGUGUCACCGCCAUCGGGCUACCGCUCCACGCUCACCCACGUUGACUCCCAUGGCGGCUUCACCAAGGCAGAGCUCAUGCGCCGAGCCGCGCACCGAAGCCGCCACCGAGCAUUCAUGAUGCUGCUGCCGCGUUAUUCCACAAUGUCCACCAGCUCGAACGCGGGACCCGCCAGGCUCCGCUCCGGCCAGGCCGAGUACCUCAUGGAGCUCGCCAUCGGGACGCCGCCGGUGCCAUUCGUCGCCCUCGCCGACACCGGCAGCGACCUCACGUGGACGCAGUGCAAGCCGUGCAAGCUCUGCUUCCCGCAGGACACGCCCAUCUACGACACGGCCGCGUCGGCGAGCUUCUCCCCCGUGCCGUGCGCCAGCGCCACGUGCCUGCCCAUCUGGCGGAGCAGCCGCAACUGCACCGCUACCACCACCUCACCCUGCAGGUACCGCUACGCCUACGACGACGGCGCCUACUCGGCCGGCGUCCUGGGCACGGAGACGCUCACGUUCGCCGGCUCUAGCCCUGGCGCGCCCGGGCCCGGCGUCUCCGUCGGCGGCGUCGCGUUCGGCUGCGGCGUCGACAACGGCGGCCUCUCGUACAACUCCACCGGCACCGUCGGCCUGGGCCGCGGGAGCCUGUCCCUCGUGGCGCAGCUUGGGGUCGGCAAGUUCUCCUACUGUCUCACCGACUUCUUCAACACCAGCCUGGGUAGCCCGGUGCUGUUCGGCUCCCUCGCCGAGCUCGCCGCCCCCAGCACCAUAGGCGGCGCCGCCGUGCAGUCGACGCCACUUGUGCAGGGCCCCUACAACCCGUCGAGGUACUACGUCUCCCUCGAGGGCAUAUCGCUCGGCGACGCACGCCUGCCGAUCCCGAACGGAACCUUCGACCUGCGCGACGACGGCUCCGGGGGCAUGAUCGUGGACUCCGGCACCAUCUUCACCGUCCUCGUGGAGAGUGCUUUCAGGGUGGUCGUCAACCACGUCGCCGGCGUGCUCAACCAGCCGGUGGUGAACGCCUCCAGCCUGGACAGCCCAUGCUUUCCGGCUACUGCAGGUGAGCAGCAGCUCCCGGACAUGCCGGACAUGCUGCUGCACUUCGCCGGCGGUGCAGAUAUGAGGCUGCAUAGGGACAACUACAUGUCCUUUAACCAGGAGUCGUCGUCGUUCUGCUUGAAUAUUGCUGGUGCUCCGUCAGCUUACGGUUCCAUUCUUGGCAAUUUCCAGCAGCAGAAUAUACAGAUGUUGUUUGACAUCACCGUAGGUCAAUUGUCAUUCGUGCCCACCGACUGUAGUAAGCUAUGAAGCCAUAUCAUAUACAUAGUACUUUCUCUGUAU